Molecule: messenger RNA, 285 nt
Organism: Seminavis robusta
Lineage: Eukaryota; Bacillariophyta; Bacillariophyceae; Naviculales; Naviculaceae
Source: the annotation of a GenBank genome assembly
AUGGCACAGCUCUACAUACGAUGCGGCAUGCACGACGAGGCCCUCAAGACGUAUCACUACAUUCUCAUACUGCUGCAGCAACAAGACAGCAGUGCGAAACGGACCGAAAUGGCUGCCACUCUCUCGUCCAUGGGGUUGGUCUACUAUGCUCUGCGAGACUACUCGUCGGCACUGCAGCACUAUAAGCAAGUACUGACCAUCCAGAGUCAUUUGCAGCAUGACAAUGAUGACACUGGUGUGCAUCGGCACUUUGAGAUUGCCACAACCUUGAAUUCGAUUGGAUGA